Messenger RNA from Nicrophorus vespilloides, 1646 nucleotides. RefSeq names its product juxtaposed with another zinc finger protein 1. The coding region runs from base 49 to 909 and encodes 286 amino acids. NCBI's taxonomy places the organism in Eukaryota, Metazoa, Arthropoda, Insecta, Coleoptera, Silphidae. Gene Ontology annotation, cellular component: nucleus. The transcript has 5 exons. The record is from RefSeq and is a predicted model, not a curated record.
UGUUUUGGAAACGGCUUUGAAGUUUAAUCCGGUGUGUCAGGACGGAUCAUGGCGUAUUUCUUGAGGAACAAUUGUGAGUUCAACAAUUGCGGCAAGCAAUUCCCGACGCUGCACGAGCUCAUCACCCACAUCGAGUCCGUGCACAUUGAUUUCAGCCCGAAAGUAUUCGAUGAGAUAGAAAGAGCGAAACCUCAAUGCUUGCCGAUGAGUUACGUGUUGCGUUAUAGUCCCGACGAUGAGCCGACCAUCAAGCACGAAAUCGACCAUGGAGAUGAUGUCAUCAUCCAUGAACCAAUUGACAAGAAUAACAGUAUCGUCGAGGAAAUGAAGAAAGGUCCCGACGAUAUCGUCGACAUGAUGCGCGACAACAACAACAACAUUAACCCAGCAUCUGAGAAUUGCGCCUGGUUCAGUCACCAUCACGAGGUCGUCGAGGUUAAGGAUGAAGAUGAUUUGUACAGCAAACACAAGACUAAGAAGUUCAGUUGUCCGGUUCCUGGAUGUCCGAAACGCUACAAGAACGAGAACGGGAUGAAAUACCACAUGAUGAACCAUCACGACGUCGAUGGAAACUUGAUCAAACCUAAAAAGGAAUUCAAGUGUCCUUGCGGUAAAGACUACAAGACUCUGAGAGGCUUCCAGAGUCAUAUGCAGAAGCACAAGGAGCGACCGGAAGGCGAGUUGAACAGGACAAGAUUAGGGUAUCCUCCGCCCGUCUACUCGAGGAUGUACAAUCCGGAACCUCAUCGGAGGUUCUUCAGCAACGAGAUGAUGGCGUACCCACCGAUGGACAGGAAUUUUUCCGGAUUGGAAACCCACGAACCGGAGUUUCCCAUCAGCAUCGAAGCCAUGGAGAACGUGUCCAUGUAUAACGUUGAUAAUGAGCUGGCCAAGUACACAAUCCUAUAGUGUAGGAUCUAUUCGUUCUCUCGUAGAAUUCCGUUUAAUUUAAGUAGGAUAAACAGUUUACUUUUAUAUAUUUUAUUUUUGUUAUUUAAUAAGAAAAUAUUUUUUUUUUUUUAUAAAACUACAUUUUAUUCUCUCAACUGUGGACGGAAAAUGCAAUAUUCUGCAGCACCGUUUCGCUAUUAUCAUUGGCGUUGCACAAAACAAGUCAUUUGAACGUGUAAACUUUAUUAAAACAUUUUGUAUUUCAACUUAAAAUUAUCCUCAUUUUGCAAUUAUGAAUGUUGACCACUUGUUGAUCCGAGAAUGCGCACAUAAAAUUGUAUAAAUAUGACAAUUAUUUCAAUCCUGAUUGAAAAUGUCUUAUGUGCUUUUUUUUUUAAACGAAUUCCGCAUAAAUGUGUCAUUGAUAUCAAAAUAUGUUCUUUUUAUUAAAAGCUCUAUUGCCAUUCGUGGCAAGGAAAUUACUCGCGUGCCUUUAUUGGCACAUCCUGAGUUGGCACGUCGCACAAGUCUAUAUUGGUCUUCAAUUUUCCUUGCAUUUCCAGUUGUAAAUACAGAUUCUUGGAAAGAAAUUCAUUGAAAAUUUUUAUCUUGACAGAUUAUAUAACUCUCGCGUACGAACCAUGGUAACCUAAUUACCAUGGCAACCUGAAAUCGAAUGAUAUUGAUACGAAAUUGUUAUUUGUAAAUAUCAAUAUAUUUGGUUUAUAAUAAAAUAUAGACAGAUAAAGUACAUU